GAAUCUGAGCCCUGCGGACUCACUGGAAGGGAGGAAGCCAGAUUGUGCCUCUGCAGCGGUGCCAGUGCCAGUGCCAGCUCUUGAGGACCCACAGCCAGAGAUGGGGCCGGUGCUGCCGUGGGGACUGCUGCUGCUGCUGGGGCUGAGCCGAGCCGCCCCUACGGGCCAUGAGGUGACCUUCCUGCCCGGGCUGGCCAAGCAGCCCUCCUUCCGCCAGUUCUCUGGCUACCUCUGUGCCGGGCCGGGCAAGCACCUGCACUACUGGUUUGUGGAGGCCCAGAGCAACCCCCAGGGCAGCCCUUUGGUGCUGUGGCUGAACGGGGGCCCAGGCUGCAGCUCAAUGGAGGGCUUCCUGAAGGAGCAUGGUCCCUUCACGAUCCAGCCCGAUGGGGUCACACUGAAGUACAACGACUAUGCCUGGAACAAGAUUGCCAACAUACUUUACCUGGAGUCUCCUGCUGGUGUUGGCUUCUCGUACUCCGAGGACAAGAAAUAUGGCACAAAUGACACAGAGGUUGCUCACAACAACUACCUGGCACUGAAGGACUUCCUGCGGCUCUUCCCCGAGUACGCCAAGAACGAUCUGUUCCUCACUGGGGAGAGCUACGGGGGCAUCUACAUCCCCACGCUGGCCGAGUGGGUGAUGCAGGACCCCAGCCUCAAUCUGAAGGGAAUCGCCGUGGGAAAUGGCCUCUCCUCCUAUGAGAUCAAUGACAAUUCCCUGGUUUACUUUGCCUAUUACCACGGGCUGCUGGGUACCGAGCUGUGGCGGGACUUGCAGGCCUUCUGCUGCUCCCAGGGCAAGUGCAACUUCCAUGACAACUCCAACUUGAACUGCACCCUCAAGAUGCAGGAGAUGAUUCAGAUCGUGGAGGAGUCUGGCCUCAACAUCUACAACCUCUAUGCCCCGUGCGACGGUGGUGUCCCUGGGAGCAUGAGGUACGAGGGUGAUUGUCUCAUCACACACGACUUGGGCAACUCCUUCAUCCGGAUGCCUUUGAGGUUCUCCUGGCGGCAGAACCUGUUCCGGAUGCCGGUAGCUCGGAAUCACGUCCGGAUGGACCCACCCUGUACCAACUCCACCGCUCUCAGGGUGUAUCUGAACUCUCCGGAGGUGAAGAAGGCUCUCCACAUCUCCCCCGAUGCCCCGGAGUGGGACGUGUGCAGCUUCGAGGUGAACCGCGGCUACAAGCGCAUCUACAUGCAGAUGAACGACCAGUACUUGAAGCUGCUGGGAGCCACGAAGUACCGGAUCCUGGUGUACAAUGGGGACGUGGACAUGGCCUGCAACUUCCUCGGUGACGAAUGGUUUGUGGACUCCCUCUGCCAGAAGGUGCAGGUGGCUCGCCGGCCCUGGCUCUACUCCGAACAAGGCGAGAACCAGAUCGGAGGCUUUGUGAAGGAGUUCACCAACAUUGCCUUCCUUACAGUCAAGGGAGCUGGCCACAUGGUGCCCACGGACCGGCCGCUCGCUGCCUUCACCAUGUUCAGCCGCUUCAUUAAGAAUGAGCCUUACUAGUGUCUGCAGAGGCAGUGCCCGCCUGCCCGCCUGCCCUCACCGCUGGCACCUCCUGCAUCGCCUCUCCCAGCUGUGCCUGGGCUCCCUGCACCAUUGAACAGGGUCACUGCUGUGGCUGCUGGAGCUGGCUGGGCUGGCCAGGUCGGGGCCAAGGGCUCUGGGGCUGUGUCCUUGCUGGGUGAGGAGCUGUGCCCCUGCUGCAGCUACCUCCUUGCUUCUGGGUUCCCGUCUCCCCUGUCCCUGCCUGGGGGGCUGCUACUGGUACAGGGGGCAGCCGCAGCACAUCCCCACAGCCCUGGGCAGGCUCCAAGGCAGCUGCCUCUGCCAAGGAAGCACAAUUCACAUGGGGGCUGCUCCACGGGGGCUCUCUGCUCCUGUCCAACUCCCUCCCACAUCUGAUCCCAGGGAAGGAGGCUUUACCACGGAGCUGAUCCCACCACCCACUCCCUGCCCAGGGCACACCGUGCUUCUGGGACCUGGCAAUAAAUUCUCUGAACAAGG
Molecule: messenger RNA, 2020 nt
Organism: Pogoniulus pusillus (Red-fronted tinkerbird)
Lineage: Eukaryota; Metazoa; Chordata; Aves; Piciformes; Lybiidae
Gene: CTSA
Product: cathepsin A
Exons: 15
Coding region: 101-1519 (472 amino acids)
Biological process (GO): proteolysis
Molecular function (GO): serine-type carboxypeptidase activity
Source: RefSeq, a predicted model, not a curated record